AUGAAGACUCUUCAGUUUCUACCAUUCCUUUGCUUUGCUGUCAUUCUCUUGGUCAGCCCAUUUGAAUGUGCAUCUACGAACCAGAAUGACUCGGAGUAUUGGAACCAGUUGUCGAGUGAGGCACUGCACGCCUCACUGCUGAACAAAUACAACCAGGCAGCAAAGAAUGUCAUCCUCUUCCUGGGCGACGGAAUGGGCAUCAGUACCGUCACCGCGGCACGCACGCUGAAAAGGCAAAACGAACAACUCGACGAGCUGGGCUUUGAGAAGUUCCCCAAUGUGGCCAUGGUCAAGACGUACAAUGUCGACUACACAGUGGCCGACUCAGCGGGGACAGCCACAGCCUACCUGUCGGGCGUCAAAACAAACAAGGGCGUCAUCGGGGUGAAUGGAAACAUCAAGCGAAAGGACCAGGACUGUGAGAACAUUCUUCGCAACCGAGUCAACUCGGUGUUCACGCAUGCAAUCGCAAGUGGCAAAAGCACCGGAAUCGUCACCACAACUCGACUGACUGAUGCUACUCCGUCAGGAGCGUAUGCUCACGUGUCUGACCGAGAUUACGAAGGCUCAUCGCCGAUCACAGACCCCCGAUGCAAAGACAUCGCCAGACAGCUGAUUGAAGACUCGCCUGGUUCAGAGUUUAAUGUCAUCCUCGGAGGAGGAAAAAUCGAUAAGGCCCACCACGAAAAUCAGGCAUUUCUAGCUUUGUACGACACACUAGCAUUUGAUCGAGCCAUCAACCGAGCGCUGAACAUGAUCAAUCUAAUGGAAACACUGGUCAUCGUCACUGCUGAUCACUCGCAUGGAUUCACACUGAACGGCUAUGCAAAGAGGGAUUCAAACAUUUUCGGAUUUGCAGAGAAGAAGAGUAAUGGAACUGCCUACACUUCGUUGAUGUACGCAACUGGACCGGGAAAUAGGGCGAAAGCUAAUGAAACGAUUCAGGAAACAGGUUAG
This is a messenger RNA of Rhagoletis zephyria (snowberry fruit fly), 957 nucleotides long. NCBI's taxonomy places the organism in Eukaryota, Metazoa, Arthropoda, Insecta, Diptera, Tephritidae. The record is from RefSeq and is a predicted model, not a curated record.